Stylonychia lemnae is the source of this 2523-nucleotide messenger RNA. NCBI's taxonomy places the organism in Eukaryota, Ciliophora, Spirotrichea, Sporadotrichida, Oxytrichidae. The record is from the annotation of a GenBank genome assembly.
AUGAAUCUAUAGCACUAUCAGACAGUCAAAGUAUCACAAAUUCAAUAAUCUAAUCCAAACAACCCUAAAAUGAGGGAGGCUAAUAAUGAUUAGAGUCAAACUUAGAUUUAACAAAGAGUCUUAAAAGCUGAUUAUUAAGUCUAAGAUAAUAAUAUCAUAGGCAAGCAAGUGAAACAUAUAUCAAGAUCUCCUAUAGCAUAUCCUUAGGAAAAUAGACUUUAAGAGCAGAAUUUUAAGCAACUAGCUCAAUCAUAAAACUUUGAUGUUUCUGCAUCAAUGCCUCCUAAGAAAGCACAAUAGUCAGUAAAUAGGAAAAUCUAUCACUAAAGGUCUUUGAGUCCAUCUGUACUUAAUACCCAACUUAUUUAGAAUCUUUAUUCCAACAAUAUCAAUAGUAGUAACAAUGGUGCCAUUUAGAAUGGCUAGCUUAUUUACUAAUAAAAUAGGAUGCAGCCUACAAGUUAGUCUAGACACUACUAAAAUUAGCUCACAAGUAGUUAUAACUAUCAACCGUUUUAAUAGCUUAAUCAUUUUGAGGUAGUGGAUGAUGAUGGCGAAUUCUUUUAGAAUACUUAGAAGCAAAAUAAAGUUAAAAAUUCUAUUAAGCCUCACAACUAUGGUCAUAAAAGAAUAGUUUAAUCGGUAGAUUUCAACAUGCGUGGGGGUUAUGAUUAGGGUCUUGGACUCUUAGCACCAACUAAUCAUAUUCCAAAUCAAUAUGUUUAAGAGAACAAAAAUAAAGUAUAAAAACGAGAUUUAUCUCCAAUCUGGGGACCUGAUGCUAAAUUUUAGCCUUAAAGAGACAAUUUUCUAGAUGAUAUCUACGCACGGAAUUAAUAAUUCGGAUUUGUAGGAGCAGGUGGUAAUGGGCUUUAUUCAUAACAAUAGUAACAAUAUGACGACACUUAUGACCCAGAUAUCAUGGUAACUGAAUCAGAUGUCUCUCACUAAAGUUCUUUUUAUGAGAUACCAUAGGAUAGGAAAUUGAAAUUACAUAACAAUACUAAUAAUGCUGGUACCUUAAAUGAUGAAAAGCAUCAAAUGAUACCAAUCAAAAAUAAGCUAUUUAAUCAGACCAUCCUUGAGUAACAGCAGUAACCAGUAGGCAUUCAUCCGUUCAACUCACUUUUAGCAUAGUUUUAAUAGUAGUCUUAACCUACAAGGAAGAUAUAGCAGAGUUAAACAGCAAAAAUAUCUCCAAGACAAAAUCUUUAGUAUAACUAGGCUUAAAAGAAUAUUAGCAAAAAGGGGAAUAAAUAGCAGACAAUAAAAAACGAAGCUUAAGUAGUAAAGAAAAGUACUAAAGCACCUUUCGAAAUGAGCGAAACUUAAAACAAGUAGAAUAAAAAUAAUCACAAAACUGUCAGAUCCCCUCUGAACUAUACUAAUAGUGGCGGAGUAGUAUCAGGUUAAUACAAUGAAAAUUAGAACUUUACAAAUAAUACCUUGAGUUCAAAUAGAAGUCAUAAAUCACUUGAAAAGGAUCACAAUCAGAUCUAGCCCUUUUAAAUGUCCAGUGAGUCAAAUAGUAUUCUGUUAAAAAGCCAUCAUUCAACAGAUUAGCUUGAUGCAGAUAUUAUAAAUAAAGAUAGUCUAACUACAAGAACCAAGGACAAACUAAAUGGGGUAGGUAGUGGUGCUAAUACUACCAAGAUUAGAAAAAAUAUGAAUGGUGAUAGUCAGCUGAAGUAUAAGCAGAUAGAAGAUAAAUAUAAGAAUGGUAAGAAUAUAUAUUCAUUACUAACUCAUAUCAUUAUAGAAAUCACAGUGCUUUAAUAGGCAUUGCUAAAGUAAGGUGCAGAGAAUAACAGACUAAAAACUGAAUUAGAGGCAUUUAAGCUGCUUAGUAAAUCCCUUCUCAAGUAAAAUAAACAGUUUAAGCUAAGUACAAUUGAUCUUAAAGGAGUGUAAAAAUCUAGGGAUUUGUAUUUAGCUCGAAUAAAGAAUUUGGAAUUGGAAAAUUUAAGUUUAAGGGCAAAGAACUAUAAUCUGAUUGAUAAAAUGCAGUAGACUCAGGUUUUCCUAAGUAGAUAUGCCCUAGAUGAAUUAGAAAGUUCUGAUGGUGAGCAAGACUAUCAGUUGAUAGAAUAGUUAGCUGUAGAAAAUUUGAAUUUAAGGGGUUUGCUAAAGGUUGAAUCUGAUAUGGAUGAAGCAUACUAUUAAAUUAUAUAGCAAGAAAAGCAGCAUUAAGAAGCUAACUUCUCUUAAGAUUUGCAAAUGAGCUUACUUUAAACCUAACAAAGUGAGUCAUCAGUACUUGAUAUGAUUAGUAAAGCUAGCAAACAAAUAAAAGACAAUGCUAAGAAAAGGAAGGAAGAAGUUGAAGCAAAUGCUGUCAACCAACCAGGACUCACUCUAGAUGGCAAACCAGAAAAGUUUCCAUUCAAAAAUAUCAAGCCAAAGAAGGCAUUUUUACUUGGUGGGCCUUCAAGUGAUAGCGAGGAAACCAUUACGAAUGAAACUGAAGAGGAGAGUGUAAAUAUGCAGAGUCCAGAGUAGAUUUCAUAAUAAGAAUAGAAUUGA